AUCCCAUUUAAAACUUUCAAAACCCUCCCUGUAACUGUCUCUCUCUCUCUCUCUCUCUCUCUCUCUCUUCCACACACACAGAGACACACCCUCUGCAAAACCCUAGCAGUCUCUCUGCUAUACACCCACUGUUCCUUACCAUGCACCCUCACGCCUACACUGUCGAUUCACAUUCCAAAUCCCAGGACCUCGCAGCCACCGUCCUUUCCUCCUCCACACCCGCCCAAAUCUCCUCUGCCUGCGCCUCCAUCGACUCCGUCCUGCACUCCCUCUCCCCUGACCAGUCCCGCCAUUUCUUCUCUGUCACCUUCCCAACUCUAAUCCGCAAGCUCUUCGGCUUCGACGAUGCUCAACCUUCAUCGUUUCCAUCGACCUCGACGACUACCAAUCCGCACUCAUCCAACGGCUGGAUUGACACCGUCAUCGCAUCCAACGAUCCUGAAUUAGCUAACAGGGUUUUCUCUCUUCUAGCCCCCAACGGAGUCCUUCUUAGCUCGAUUUCUGCCGUCGAUCGUCUCUCGCUCGUCAAGUAUGUCUUCCCAUUCGAACGGUUGCCUGAGUGGGCCCGGUUCAUGCUCUCGUCGGAUAAGAAUUGCCGCGUUUUAUCCGAUUUGUGCCCCAUUUUCAAAGGUAGGGUUAAGGAAGAUUCGAUUAAAAGCUCUGUGUAUCAAAUUCAGCUUAGUGUAUUUGAAUAUUACAUGUUUUGGUUCGCUUACUACCCUGUUUGUCGGGGAAACAAUGAGAAUUCUGACAAUGUUUCCGCGAAGAGAAGUAGAAGGUUCAAAUUGGAGAAUUGGGUUUCUUCUAUUUCGGGUUUUUCGAGUGCUAGACGCAGCUCAGAGCAUAAAAUUGAGUGCAAUUUAUAUAUGAGGCUUCUUUAUGCUUAUCUUCGUGCAUUUGUGCCUGUACAUGAUUUGAAUUCGCAUCAGCCUUAUCGUAGUUCGCUUCUUCAUCACUCUAUGAGUUUUGACGGUACCAUUAUAAUGCAAGCAGAGUUCCUUGUUAACACAUUCACACAUUUUUGGUUGGUUGACAAUGAUUUUUCGCCUUUACCUGUAAAUUUGUGCAAGUCUUUUGGGGUGUCAUUUCCAUUACAUUCGGUUCUCGGGGAGACCCCGCCAACUGCCGGGCUGGGAGAGUUUGUGAAUUUGUUUGUGAAAUACUUGAAUUUGAGUUCCUUAGUGCAUACAGAUGGAAAUGAGAAUGUGGAACAUAAUGGGAGUCCAAGGUGGAGGAUAACAGGUUCAUUUGAUUCUUCAAAGUCUAAGGAUGUUAUGGUUGGAUCACCCAAUUUUCGAACUGUUGGAACUUGGAACUUAUCGAUACAGAGGCCAUUGUACAGGUUUAUAUUCAGAACAUUUCUGUUUUGCCCCAUGGAAACUUCGAUAAAGAAUGCAUCUCAGGUGUUUUCAGUUUGGAUUAGUUAUAUGGAACCUUGGUUGAUUAGUUUGGAUGAUUUUGUUGAUCUGGAUGUUAUUGUCAAUGCAUCAGCUAAGAAUUCGAGAAAAGCAGAUUCACAGGACCUAGUUGGGGGGUACACAUCCUCUUGGCAGGGCUAUGUCUUAUCCAAUUAUCUGUACUAUAGUUCCUUGGUUAUGCAUUUUAUUGGGUUUGCACACAAGUUUCUUCAUGCUGAUGUGGAAAUAAUAGUUCAAAUGGUCUUGAAGGUUAUAAAUGUAUUGACAUCAUCUAAAGAGCUAUUUGACCUUAUAAAGAUGGUGGAUUCUGUUUUCCAUUCCAAACAAGCUGGAUGUGGGAAGUCAAUGCUCAACAGCUUAUGUAGAUUUGUCCCUUCAAUUCGUGAGCAAAUGCAGGAUUGGGAGGAUGGAUUAUCUGAGAGUGAUGCUGAUGGAUCUUUCUUGCAUGAGAAUUGGAACAAAGAUCUACGUCUCUUUAGUGAUGGAGAAGAUGGAGGACAGCAACUACUUCAGUUGUUCAUACUGCGAGCAGAAGCCGAGUUCCAAGCCAUUUCUGGUGAAAAUCUUGCUCACAACCUUCAGGCUAUAGAUUCAUUGAAAACAAAAGUGGGUUACCUGUAUGGUGGCCACCCAAUAAAGACACUAUCAUUUUCUCCUGAACCAAAAGAACAUCAGCAAGCUCGCAGUGAAAUAUUCAAACCGAGAAAAAUUGGCAGCCAUAUGAUGGCGGAUAUCAAAUAUAAGGGUGACUGGAUGAAACGCCCCAUCUCUGAUGAUGAGGUUGCUUGGCUUGCAAAAUUGCUUGUCUGGUUGUCAGCUUGGUUGAACGAGAGUCUUGGAUUAAAUCAACCAGAUAGCAGCCAAGUAAGUUCUACAUGGUCUUAUGUGGAGGUUUCUACUGAUGAUGUGUACAACAUACGUGGUCCAGCAGAAACUAUCAAGGCUGUUUCAUGUGCUGUGUGUUCUUGGUUACUUAUGUUGAGUACAAUAAUGGUGAGGCAAAUGAGAAAACAUGGUCUGAGGGUGAACCUUAGAAUGUUUGCAUCGAAGAAGGUUGUAAUGGUUUUGCUUUUGUCUGCUGUAUUUAGUAUACUCAAGAAAGCUUUUGGACAGUUUCAUAGAGUGUAGGUUUCAGAACAGGAAUUUUGAGCAAAAGGGAAACAAAAAUUGUGUAUAGAAAUGGAGAAACGAGUUUUUUUGUUUCUUUGUAUUGAGUGCAUUUCUUUUUCUUUUACUAUUAUUGUUAUUAUUAUUAUUAUUAUUAUUAUUUUAAUUUGUAAUUAAAAUUGUUAUUAUUAUUAUUA
This is a messenger RNA of Ziziphus jujuba (common jujube), 2722 nucleotides long. RefSeq lists its product as uncharacterized. The transcript is spliced from 4 exons. The coding region runs from base 141 to 2546 and encodes 801 amino acids. The record is from RefSeq and is a predicted model, not a curated record. Lineage: Eukaryota; Viridiplantae; Streptophyta; Magnoliopsida; Rosales; Rhamnaceae.